Molecule: messenger RNA, 2053 nt
Organism: Drosophila subpulchrella
Lineage: Eukaryota; Metazoa; Arthropoda; Insecta; Diptera; Drosophilidae
Product: WSCD family member CG9164
Exons: 5
Coding region: 490-1443 (317 amino acids)
Source: RefSeq, a predicted model, not a curated record
AGAUAUUCAGAAAUUCUCGGACACGCAGCACACAAAUCGCUCCGCAUUUUCAUAGCGAGCGGCAAAAAAACGACUGCGCCCCAAAACAUUGCGCAUACGACGUGUGGGCCGUUGCGAGUGGCACAAAUAAAUAGUUCACAUUUGCUUUUUUUUUGCUGCCGUUUUGUUUGUUUGGCCCUGUUGGCUGGCCAUUGUUGUUGCUGCCGGAUUUUGUUUGUUUUUUAUUCUGUGAUUUUUUCACGUUGCCAGUGCCAGUGGCAGAGUGUGUGUGUGUUUUUGGUUCUGGUGGCUUCAAAAGCGAAUCGCCGCGAAUGGGAGUCCUGCGAGUCGUGUGAGUCCUGCGACUCCCCUCCAUUCAUCAGCAGCUCCGAGGAUUGCGUACUUUUCGGUUGACAUGUAGCUGGGAUUCUGGGCGUGUGUCGGUGGUUGUGUAGGGCGGGAAUCGGAGGCCAGGAUCCGGAAUCGGUAUCGUAAUGCAAAGACGGCGAUAUGGCACUACAAGGCUGGCGCUUUUUCGGUGUCUCGGCAACCAUCAUCAUCUACAUAGGCGGCGUCCUGUUCCUAUCCAUGAACAACAUACCAGGCUCGCAUCCCAAGAGACCGCGCAUCGAACGCUUCGCCGAGUUCACCAGCUUUCAUAGUCCUCGGUUUCCGAUGCCCAGCCGCAAGAUGACAAUACGCUGGUGUCGCGACCUAAAGUACAUAAAUCGCGAUCUUCCAAUCUCCGCGGACUACAAGGCUGACUUCUACACGGCCCUGCCCAGCGAUGUCAGCGCCGCCCUGCAAUCCUUGCCGGCUCUGACGGCCCUGGCGAGUUUUCCGGGCAGCGGAAACACCUGGCUGCGCUAUCUCCUCCAGCAGUCCACCGGCAUCCUUACGGGCAGCAUCUACAAGGACUACGGCCUGCUGAAGACCGGCUUUCCGGCGGAGAACGUCUGCAACAGCUCAGUAUUACUGGUGAAGACCCACGAGUGGGGCAGCAAGGCGUGGGCCCCCUUCUCGAAAGCAAUACUCCUCGUCCGCGAUCCGGAGAAGGCCAUCAUCGCCGAGUUCAAUCGCCAAAGUGGCGGUCACAUUGGGUUCGCCUCGCCGGAUCGCUACAAGCGCACCAAGGGAAAAUACUGGCAGCAGUUCGUGAGCAACAAGCUCAAGGGCUGGGAGGUGAUGAACCUCAGCUGGGCGCGCAACUUCACGGGCGACAUCAAGGUGGUCUUCUACGACGACCUGGUCCACCACACGGAGCGGGAGCUGCGCUCGAUCCUGGAGUUCCUGCAGUUUCCGGUCAACGAGCAGCUGAUGCGGUGCGCCAUCAUGCGGAAGGAGGGCAUCUUCCGGCGGAAGAAGCGGCAGCUGUCCUUCGAUCCGUACACGGAGUCCAUGAGGGCGGAGGUCCAGAACCGUCGGCGCAUCGUCUACGGAUUGCUGGGACGCCAGGAGCCGUAGGGUACACAUCCUAUGUAUAAGAAAACUGGGCAACGAGAAGGGAAAUCGAAUUCGUACCACCUAAAAUACAAAGAAACCGAACAGAGAUCACAAUUGCAACAACGAUGCACAAGGUAAACGGAAUUGCAAUCGAGAAAUACCCCAGCUCAUCACGAUUUGUAGGACCAUAGAUCUCACUGGGAGUCUGCAAUAGGUAGUAAUGCCCAAAUGAAUAGACCCGAUUUUCCCCCCCAGACCGGAUUCCCAAUCGUUUGCUGCUCGCUUUGGCGCAUUAGUUCAAAUUUUUUUUGUUUACACAUUUAUGAUAUAUUUAUUAUAUAUACGCAUACAAUUAGGUUGAUAUAUGUUUGUACGUAUUUGGUAUAGGCUGUACAACAAGGUAUUAUGAUUCCUGAACGAAUUUAUGAAAUUCAUUAUAGGCCAUGUUGUGCUUCAUCGCUCACCCAACUCAACUCAACUCAACUCAUCCGCAACUUAUCCUUUGGCCACGUUGAGCUACCAUAUUAGAUGAUCCUUGUAAAAAGUUUUAUACACGACUCUACAAUUACUUGUGAAAUAUUAACAAUGGAACGUAUUAGAUAAUUGUACAAAAACGAAAACCAAAAAUAAA